This is a messenger RNA of Cyprinus carpio (common carp), 3699 nucleotides long. RefSeq names its product GTP-binding protein Di-Ras1. NCBI's taxonomy places the organism in Eukaryota, Metazoa, Chordata, Actinopteri, Cypriniformes, Cyprinidae. Gene Ontology annotation, molecular function: GDP binding; GTPase activity; GTP binding. Gene Ontology annotation, biological process: signal transduction. The record is from RefSeq and is a predicted model, not a curated record. Gene Ontology annotation, cellular component: plasma membrane.
UGUGUGUGUGUGUGUGUGUGUGUGAGUGAGUGCGAUACAGAGAGAGGGAGAGAGAGGACUGCCGUUGAGAUUGGACUCUAUCACGUUUUCAUUAUUAGUCUAAAAUGCUUUAGUACCGUGCUUAUUAGCGCAGGCUGCCAUUCAUCUGUCCUGUCAGUCAAAGAGAUCAGUCACGCGGGAUACGUUAAGUUCAGGUCUAGAAAGAGAGUGGAGCAACUGAAGGCCCAAGAUGCCCGAGCAGAGCAACGACUACCGUGUGGUGGUGUUUGGAGCAGGGGGUGUGGGGAAGAGCUCCCUGGUGCUCCGUUUUGUGAAAGGCACUUUCCGGGACACCUACAUCCCGACGGUGGAGGACACGUACCGACAAGUGAUCAGCUGUGACAAGAGCGUCUGCACCCUGCAGAUCACAGACACAACCGGCAGCCACCAGUUUCCUGCCAUGCAGCGUCUGUCCAUCUCCAAGGGGCAUGCAUUCAUCCUGGUCUACUCCAUCACUAGUAAGCAAUCCCUGGAAGAAUUAAAGCCCAUAUACCAGCAGAUUCUUGCUAUCAAAGGCAACGUAGAGAACAUCCCCAUCAUGCUUGUGGGAAACAAGAGUGAUGAGACUCAACGGGAAGUCAAGACCGAGGACGGAGAGGCCCAGUCCAAGAUCUGGAAGUGUGCUUUCAUGGAGACCUCGGCUAAGACUAACCACAAUGUCACUGAGCUUUUCCAGGAGCUUCUCAACUUGGAGAAGAAGAGGAACAUGAGUUUGAACAUCGAUGGCAAACGUUCUGGGAAGCAAAGCAGGGCUGACAAGCUGAAGGGGAAAUGCAGCAUCAUGUAGAGCGCUUGUUAGAGACAUGGUGAGAUAAAGCGGAGAGAUCGAGUGAUAAAAUAACAAAGGAAAGGAACUGAGGAGGGAAAAAUGAAUGGAGAUGGUGUUACUUGACAUUUCAUGCCUAUUUCUGAUAACAAGGAUUUUACGCUGACAUCUCAAAUUUCAUCCUUCACCACAGUCUUUUGCCUUAACAAGCACUGGCCUGUUCAUAUUGCCUUGUCUGUUUCUAUUACAGAAAUCUCUCACAUCUGAGAAAAAUUGAGACAGCAAUCACUUGCUAAACAGCCCUUUUUGAGUUCAUGAUGCAAAUAUUUUUAUUAAAUAAAGCAGCCAGGCUUUAUAUCGGCCUUGAGAUGGUAUCCAGACAUAGGACUUUGCAUAAUGACAACUAAACUUUUGUUUUGUAUGUUUAUCAAAUGUUAAGCAAGUAGCAUCAGUAUGAGAUUAUAUAACAGUUGCGUAUACAGUAUACAGGUUGUGUAGAAUCCACUUUUAUUUGUUGUCCUCAAAACAUUUUGCAUGUCCUUAUAUCUUAAAAAAUACCAACCAAUAAUUAAGACAAUGAUUUUGUUAAACAUUAGCAAAAUACCAGAGAAACAUAGAAUGCUUUGUAAAAUUAUUACCUGCAAUGACAUCAAGGCAGAUCAAAAAUCUGAAACCAUAUACACUUCAUAUUUCAUGCAGAUGCACACAUGCUUAUGUAAUCAUCAUCGCCACCAUCUCUGGUGUUCAGCUGCUCAAGAUUGAAACACUUUUGGCCUCCCUAGUAAUUUAGAGUGAGACAGAAUCUCUAUCUUAUUUUUUAUGUUUCUCAAGAUGAACUGCUCAUAUUUUAUAACUGUAUAACUGAGACUAUAACAAAUGUAGUCAAUCAGGAAAUGAAUGCAUUUGCAGGAGGUGCAUUUUGGCAGCAAAAAUAAAUUGAGGAAGCAAGUCAUCUACCCUAGAUAUAGAGACUAAAGUAAACAUCCAAGAGUAUAUAUAAUAUGGCCACCUGAAGUUAUAAGAGUUUUAGGAUAAAGAAACCAAAUAUGUAAUGUUUAAACAUUUCAAAUGUUUUCCAGAAUUAGCCAUUUUUAUUUAUAUCACAGUACCAGACAUUACAGGAGUUUUUGGAUUGAAACAAUUCAGUUUUUGUGUUCUCAGUGACCCUUAUAGGAACACCACCAACCUGUUUCAGUUUCGGUAAGAGAAUGCAAUCACACUGCAAAUCAGCCUUUGACAAAAUAAAUCUCUUGCUUCAAAGGGCCUUGAUUGUAUAGCAUUAUAUUUUUAUCCAACCAGCUGAUUGCCUUUGUACACCAUUGUGAGAAAUGUUUUCAGGUUGUGCAUUACAGAUCUGACAACAUUGUUUAUCCAUGUUAUGCUGGUUUGCUAGUUUUUGAACAGGGUACACCAGAAAUGAGUAGAAAAAGAAAGCUUUACACAACAACAUUUCAGAAAACUAAUACAACUAAGACAGAAUUCAUAUGGUUUAUCUUGUUAGACUUGUAAAUGAAGCAAUUUUGGUGACAUAUUAUAAUCCUGUGGUAAAAAGUGACUUAUUAAAAAGAAGUAUAUUAAACACUCAGAUAUGAAUGAUAACAUUUCACACAAUUAUUUUGGCGCAGGUAGAAAACUAGCAUUAUAAAUAAGUAGAAGAGUAUUAUAUCCCAACCCCUGUAUACAGAAGCUAUAAUAUAUACUAAUGAUAUACUGUGACAAGCAUUGCAAUAGAACAGAAGACAAUAUCAUCAGUCAUAUAUAGUUUCUGGUUUGCUGUCAGUUAAUAUUAUGACUCAGCCUCUGAUUGAUUUAUAUGAUUAAUAUUUUAAUAUUAGUUCCCUGGAUGCCCCACCAACACAUUCAUCCCCUUAAAAUGGUGCUAUAAUUUACCACCUCCGUACUGGUGACAGCAGUUCUGCUCUGCAUGGUUUAUGCAAUCAUAUCAGGAUAAAAAUCCCCUCUUUUAUCACUCUGCAGAGUUUUGCUGAUUUAUGGCUUUGUAAUUUGCUAAAUUCAGAACAACGCCUCAUCCAUCUAUCGUGACUGUAUUCGAAUCCAUUAUACCUGAAUCUACGUGUCCAAUCUCUAUAAAGCCCACUCCACUGGUGUAUGAGUCACACUGCUGAUACCAUCAAACAUUGCAAGCAGCAAGAGAGGAAAACUGCAGAGCGUCUUGCAUUUUACAUGCAUGGGAAGUCUGCGCUAUCUGUAGAGUGUCCUUUUGGUUGACUUGCUUCCGCAAUGCCAAUGCCCAUCAGUUCUGUGUAUAAAAUAAUAAUUACAUAUCAUGCACAUUUUAUUGUAAAUAUUUGUAAAUUGUAUGUAAAGAAUAUGACCCUGUAAAGAAAUCAUCACUGACUCUUGUUGGAUGAACCUACAGACAUGGACACAAUUCCAUUGAAAGCUCUUCAUGUGUUUGGUUGGAAUCCUAGGGGGCUUUUGUGUACAUCUGGAUUAUCUUCAUGCAUUUUUCAAUUGGUAUCUUAAAUCUGGUUUACACAGUGAGCACUUUAAAUGCCUAAGGGUAAUGGAAUGUACUGUGAAACGUAUGUAAAUGACGACCUCUAUUUCAUAAUUCGAAUUACGCAUGGUCUCACUUGAUGUUUAGCCAGCAUGAAGGCAAGCAACAAAACUGUGAAGUGACUUUUCAACUCUGCAUUUUAUUAUUUUCUUUUUUGUUCAAUAUUUUACUAAAGUGUUUUCUUUUUUAUUAUUAUAGCUAUUAGCUAUUAAUGUGUAUGAUAUGUCCUUUAGCAAUAGUCUUCCUAAGACGUGGUAUGCUGUGAUCACGCAUCCCAAAUAAAGGAAAAUAAGUACUAAUAUAUAUGUAUAGAUAUACCUGCAAAUAUUCUCUAAUAAAUCUGCAAAUUGAUUUUUAUAAUAAAAAAAUUAAA